This is a messenger RNA of Dioscorea cayenensis subsp. rotundata (Guinea yam), 1423 nucleotides long. Its product is annotated as protein MICROTUBULE BINDING PROTEIN 2C-like. The coding region runs from base 104 to 1081 and encodes 325 amino acids. The transcript is spliced from 6 exons. Lineage: Eukaryota; Viridiplantae; Streptophyta; Magnoliopsida; Dioscoreales; Dioscoreaceae. Gene Ontology annotation, biological process: plasmodesmata-mediated intercellular transport. Gene Ontology annotation, molecular function: microtubule binding. The record is from RefSeq and is a predicted model, not a curated record.
CUCUCUCGCAUUCCGAUUUCCGACCGAACCCCUCAUUUUAGAGAGAGAAAAGUAACAGUGUCUUCGCGAAGUCGCCUCCGAUUCCCACUCUACCGCGCCCACGAUGCCGGAGAACCACCGUGGCUACGCUUAUCCGCCGGAUCACCAGAACUCCACCUCUUCUUCUCCAACCCAACCGCCCUCUUUUUCCGAUACUGCCCCUGCGAAUUCCGGCAAUGUCGAUCGAGUUCUCUUCAAGAACCUCGUCGAAAUGGUUCCCCUCGUCGAAUCCCUCAUGGAUCGGAGGGCGAGUGCGUCGUAUAGCCGUAGGGCUUCCAUGGUGUACACCCCUGCUCCGUCGCAGUCGAGAAAGGGCAGUGAACUUAGUGGCAGAAAAGCUGGUCAAAUCGGUUCAGCAAGAAAAAGAAGGGAUAAUAGAGACAAUGAGGAGGACUAUGAUGGUCUUUCCGCUAUUUCUUCAAAAGAUGCCCAAAGGGACAGGGAUGAGUUGAUUAAGUUGCUACAAGAUGUGAAUGAAUUGCAGAAGAAAUUAUCUGAAAAAGAGGAAGCACUGAAAUCUGCAGAAGAUUUAUUGAAUCAGAUGAGUACUGCUUAUGCGUCACUUGAGGAUUUAAGGUCCCAGGUUGCAGAGAAGGAUUCUCUGGUCAAAUCUUCUAAUUUAGAAUUGUACAAUGUCAAGAUUAGGCUUGCUGAGAAGCAGGCAGCUAUGGAAAAAUUAGUUUGGGAAACAAAGAUGUCAAAUAGAAAAAUUGAAGAACUUGAAGGGAACCUGACCUCUAAGGAUCUAGAGGUCAAUGCACUCAUGCAGUUGUUUGAAGAAAUAGCAGAGAAAGGUUCAACUCGAUACCCAGAUCAUAGCAUCACUUAUAGUGAUCCUUUUAAUCAAUAUCCGGUCCAAAUUGAUGAUGAUGAUGAUGAUGAUGAUGAUGAUGAUGAAGAAGACAAAAUUCAGAUGUCGAAGAUGGAAGAAGCAAGAACAGCCUACAUCAAUGCAGUGUCUAUUGCUAAAAUGAAUCCCUGUGACGAGACACUAGCUGCAGCUGCUGAGGCAAGGUUCAGGCUUCAAGCUUUCGUAUUAUGAACCAACAAUCUAGAAAUAUACUGGUCUUCGAGAACAACGUCGCAAGCUCUUGUGAUGCAAGCUCAGGCACUUGCUGUGUUUCCUUUUGGGCAUUCCGAUUAUAUAUUUGCAGGUGUGUCUAUUGGCAAUAAGUAUUUGAAUUGUUAUCUUCUUGACCUCGUGUUCCAUUGAGUUGUCCAUUUAUUGUGUAAAAAGAAAUAAGCCUUUGAAUUGUUACCAGUGUUUCCCUAGCCUUUCUAGGAUCCCUCUUCUGCAGUUAAUGGCCUGUUUGGAUUGAUGAUUAAAAAAGGGUCGAAAGAAAAGUGUGAGGAAAGAAAUCAUAUGUCAAUUUUAUCUGGCUUA